GCUCGAGAACCGAAUGUUAUAAACGGCCGAUUCGAACAGCACGCAAGCCAGUAUCAAUCAUCACAGUAGAUCAUAUCAUUCAUCAGGAAAGUCAAUCAAAGCUUCGCCAACGCGAGUGGAUGCAUAGUGAAUCGAUAAAUCCUGAAAAUGUCUCGAUUAAUAAACAACGUUGAACCUUUUAUCCGAGAGUUUUAAUCUCUACCGAAAGCUGGAUAUCAUCAUAUCUAUUCAUAUCUAUAUCAUCAUAGCUAUUCUAAUCGCGACGACAGCUGGCUUAAGCGGGUCAUCGAGGCUAAUGAAUCGUUCGGGAAGAGAUCGACGACGCGGAAAAAGAAGCAAUCCGCCAUCUGGAUCGCUGAUGAUCUUAUAAGCUGACGUGGUAUGCGUGCGUUAAGUCAUCGCGUUGCGUGUCCCACGAUCAGUAGAGCCCGCGGAAUCGUAUGCGAAAUGCGUGCAUUAUUUCCAUACGAUAAGACUUUUUGACUCUUCGAGGAUUCAUAGUGAAAAAACAGUCUGUAAUUAAAUUCUAAGUGUUCAGAAGAUACUUUGUGACACAUCGAACGUGCACACGAUACACAUAUACAGAAAUGAUGCGCGUCGAAAAUUCCAACAAUCCUUUUGCAUAAAUUUUUUCGUUUUAAAUAGACAGAAAAUUGCAGUAAUUGCGUUUACUCUCGUGGUUGAGAACAUUAAGGUUUUCAUAACGCGAGAAAAAUGAAAGUGCAAUUACGACGGAUAAGAAUUGCGUUUAGUUUGAUAGUGCUGUUAUCCAUAUUUGAGUUUUGUAUGAGCAACAACGAUACGAGGAUCAGGAAGAUGCGCAUAAUCAAAAAGUUAAAGAAGGAUUUCCGAAGGCUGAAGAAGCAGGAGGGAGCUCUAAAGCUGAUAGGAGGCGAAAAUGGCGAUUACGAAGGAAACGUGGAAAUACUUCACGAUGGAAAGUGGGGCGGUAUAUGCGAUGACGAAUGGGACGACUUGGAGGCACGUGUGGUUUGCAGGCAAUUAGGCUUCAACGGGGCAAUUAAAGCGACAACAUACGGCCACUUCGGUCAGGCCAGAAGAAGAUACUGGAUGGACAACGUUUACUGCGACGGAUCGGAAGACGAAAUUGCAAAAUGUCGUUUCGACGGAUGGGGUGUCUCCGAUUGCGGUAGCAACGAAGCGGCCGGCGUCAUUUGCUUGCACGAUGAAAAAACGGAAGCAUCAUCGUCACCGAGCCCGCAGGAAGAAUUAUCGAAGGCUAGAAUAAAGGAUAUAUAUGAGCAAGGUAUGGCGUUACGAUUAUCCGGAGGACGCGUGCAUUCCGAGGGCCAAGUGGAGAUUAAAUUAGGCAAUAAAGAGUGGAGUACCGUCUGCGGUGACAGUUGGUCCAUUCUCGAAGCUGCUGUGGUUUGCCGUCAAUUGGGCCUCGGUUAUGCUUCCGACGCGAUACAGACUAAUUUUUUCGACAAUCGGAAGUCAAUGCCGAUAUCGAUCAGCGGAAUACAGUGCAAUGGAAACGAGGAAAAUCUGGCUGAAUGCCAGCACGACAAGAUUGUAGAUUGCCCAGGGACGGUGCAGAAUGUGGCGGGGGUGAUAUGUCAUCGAGAGAUGGCCGAUCUUGUGUUCGAUCAUAUCGAGCUGAUGCGCACCGCGCAUCUUGAGGAUCGUCAGCUUUAUUGGCUGCAGUGCGCGAUGGAGGAGAAUUGCGUGGCCUCACAGGCCUAUAAAGUGCAGCAGGAAUCUGCGAAUUGGCAUCUAGAGACAAGACGAUUGUUGCGUUUCACAGCGAGAAUUUUGAACGCCGGCACCGCAGAUUUCCGUCCGUCAGUACCCAAGCACUUGUGGGAAUGGCACAUGUGUCACAUGCAUUAUCACUCGAUGGAAGUAUUUGCUACUUUCGACAUAAUCGAUUCAAGCGGCAAUAAAGUAGCCGAAGGCCACAAAGCAUCCUUCUGUCUCGAGGACAAUCAAUGUAUGCCCGGUGUUCAACCCAGAUACAAAUGCGCCAAUUACGGAGACCAAGGUAUUUCCGUUAAUUGCAGUGACAUUUACAAGCAUAAUAUCGACUGCCAGUGGGUGGACAUUUCCGAGCUCGAGCCAGGACAUUACACACUCAAGGUCGCAGUGAACCCCGAAUUCAAAGUUGGCGAGAUGUCGUUCGAUAACAACGCAGCGAUCUGCCGUCUGCUUUAUACAGAAACUUUUGCAACAGUCCACAGUUGCAUAAUGGGACGUCCUUGACACGCUGCGCACGAUUGCGGGGAUUUUUCUAGUAGGCAAUCCAGGGGGUGAGAUUAAUGCUGGCGUUGGCUGCGUGGACACGAUGAACAAAAAGCUAGAAUGCAUCAUGAAUUUAAUAAAAUAUUUUUGCAACGUACACAGAUUUUCUCGUCCGCGCGCGUCAGUGAAUUUAAAUGGAUUUCAGACAAUAUGCAAGAUACAUCAUAUGAGAUUUAAAAAAUAAUUUUUGAAAUGAAUGGAAGAAAACCGGAUUGUUGUUUUAACAUUGUUACACUACUUUAAAAAUUCAUAUUUAGGAAUAU
Camponotus floridanus (Florida carpenter ant) is the source of this 2525-nucleotide messenger RNA. It is a transcript of the gene Loxl2, whose product is annotated as lysyl oxidase homolog 3. Gene Ontology annotation, cellular component: membrane. The transcript has 10 exons. Gene Ontology annotation, molecular function: protein-lysine 6-oxidase activity; copper ion binding. The coding region runs from base 715 to 2223 and encodes 502 amino acids. Gene Ontology annotation, biological process: peptidyl-lysine oxidation. The record is from RefSeq and is a predicted model, not a curated record. Lineage: Eukaryota; Metazoa; Arthropoda; Insecta; Hymenoptera; Formicidae.